Serendipita indica DSM 11827 is the source of this 2781-nucleotide messenger RNA. The record is from the annotation of a GenBank genome assembly. NCBI's taxonomy places the organism in Eukaryota, Fungi, Basidiomycota, Agaricomycetes, Sebacinales, Serendipitaceae.
AUGGCCACAAUAGCCCUGGCCUUGCUCGCGCCUCUCCUUUAUACCAACACAAAUGCCUUGCCUAUUCAGAGCAAUGAAGGCCCCGCUUGGCAACCCUAUGGGUGUUACACUGACAACGUCGCGGCACGCACUCUGUCUGGUGCGGAGCUCGUCUCAGAAUCGAUGACUACGGCCACAUGCCAAGCCUUUUGCUUUUCCAAGGGGUACAAGUAUGCCGGUACAGAAUGGAGUCGCGAAUGCUUCUGUGACAACGAGUUCCGCAACGGAGGCGUCCGCACGAAUGAAGGAUGUGUUAUGAAAUGCACUGGAGCGGCCGACGAAGUCUGUGGUGGUGAUAUCCAUCUUACUGUCUACGAGAAUACUGGAAGCCUCUCUCCGCCACCGCUCAACUACGUCGAUUGGGAAUCCAAAGGCUGCUACACCGAUUCUGUUGCCAAUCGAGCCCUUCCAAACCAAGUCUACAUAGACGGGGACAUGACUGCGGACAAGUGCAUGUCCAAAUGCUUCAGCUUGGGCUACCCACUCGCCGGUGUCGAAUUCGCCCGCGAGUGCUUCUGCGGUAGUUCUAUUGGCUCUUCUGGAAUUCCAGUUACGAUUGGAUGUGAUAUGCAGUGCACUGGCAACGCAAACGAGAUUUGUGGUGGCGCAAACCGUUUGAAUAUAUUUCAGUACACCACCACUCCAUCUCCUCUUCCCUCGUCUGGCGGAUGGUCGCUCUACGGCGAAACUGGAUGCUAUACGGAUGUCGUCGCCAAUCGCGCACUCGGUCUUCGGGUCUAUGUCGACGGUGCGAUGACCGUGCCAAAGUGUACCGAAAAGUGCUUCUCUUUGAAAUACGGAUACGCAGGUGUCGAAUAUGCCGACGAGUGCUAUUGCUCCCACUCGAUUGGCUCAUCUGGCAUGCCGGCUGAGGAUGGAUGCACUAUGCCCUGCACUGGAGAUUUAUCUACCAUUUGUGGCGGCCCCGACAGAGUCAACAUCUACGAGUAUCAAGGCAAAGAUUUCCCAGCUGGUGCGACCGUCCUUGCAUCAUACAAGGAAUUUUCCAGUCAAGGCUGUUACACCGACUCCGUUCAAGCGCGUAUAAUGAACCAAGUUGGAGUUGACGAUCAGAUGACGGUGGAAACGUGUAUCGAUACCUGUAUUGCCGCUGGCUAUCACGUCGCUGGAGUUGAAUAUGGAAACGAGUGCUAUUGCUCGGCGACAUUGCCCGUGGAGAGCGCCAAAGCGACAGACAACUGUAUCAUGUCGUGCGCGGGAGACUCGGGUCAUCUUUGUGGGGGACCCAACCGCCUUAAUGUUUAUCAGUACCAAGUGCCUGGGUCAACUUCCACGGAACUUUCAGAGCAAUGCCGAGACACCGACAUCUACGACCUCGAAUAUUAUCUCAACAUCUACAGAUACGACUGUUUUCAGACUGCAGCACCUACCAUCAUUCUUCCCCACUGGGAUACGGUGGGAUGUAUCACAGGCUGGGACCCGAGCACCAAUUCCAAGUACUCGAUGAAAUUUGGACCCUAUCUUUCUACUACCAUGUGUGAGAAUCAAUGCAUUCAUAGAGCACCAGGCUCAUGGUAUGCUUCGGUGCGUGACGGGUGGUGCUACUGUUAUGAAACAGAGCCUCUGGCCGCUUAUGACGCCACCUCGGACGCAUGUAACACGCCAUGCCCCUCGGACCCUCGGCAGAUGUGUGGAGGCACCUCUGCUACUGUUCUCAAAUUUACGCCUCCAUCACUACCCACUCCAGGAUCAUACAACGACUGGACAUAUGUCGGCUGUGGCGAGGGAACAUUCAACUGGGAUAUUAGAAGCCCACGUACCUCUCUGACCGCAGACACACCAGCUUACGAAACAUGUCUGGACUAUUGUGGACAAAACGGAUCUGUCGCCGCUCUCCAGGAUACACUUUGUCUCUGUCUUUCGUCUAUUCCGGGAGAGCUCACAUACGGAUCGGAUUUGUGUCUCUCCACUGUUGGCACAAACCCCUUGGAGAUUGUCGGCACAGCUGACUGGCAAUCCAACAUCAAAUCGACCUUCCAAGUAUUCCAACGGGUGGCAUCAACUAGCAGUACAACGUCCACUCCGACACAGGCAUCUACCAGUGCAUCCACAGACGUCGCUUCUACACAAACAAGCGUUCCUCUUAGCCCGCCAUUCUUUGCAGAACUUGGCUGCAGCAGUGACAUAGACCUGGAUUCAGCGCCCGUUUCUUUACCAUUGGGAGAUGACCUCAGUCACCAAUUGUGCGGUGUGCUGUGCACUUAUUACAUGGCGACGUAUGCAGCCUUAAAUCAAGGGGUUUGCUAUUGCUUUGACCAGGAACCCACCGCUACGUUCAAUGCUGGAGGAUCGUGCAACACGCAUUGCCCUGGCAACUCGGACACUCUAAACGAGUCAUGUGGAGGAUCAGGACGCGAGGCAACGGUUUUAAGAUACUCUCCUCCGCCGAGGAAUAUUGCUUUUCCACAAGGAUGGUCGUCCCUAGGCUGCGCUGCAAACGUUCUCUUACCGAGCAAUCCUGAAACGGUCCACGAGAAUAUGCCUGAAGACGAACCUGCCUAUGACCAUUGCCUCAAUUUCUGUGCCGACAAGGGGAAUUAUGCCUUGCUAAUUGGACCUCACUGUUACUGUCAGACCGCCGUCCCGGAGGAUCAAACAUUUGAUUCACCUCUUUGCAUCUCGCAAUAUGGUAGCAACCUGGGAGAUGCAGUCGGCACAAUACACAGUUGGAAUUCUGCACUAAACACGUAUCAAGUGUUUGUCCAGACCCGCACCAAGUAA